Molecule: messenger RNA, 1890 nt
Organism: Penicillium cinerascens
Lineage: Eukaryota; Fungi; Ascomycota; Eurotiomycetes; Eurotiales; Aspergillaceae
Product: aspartic endopeptidase
Exons: 1
Coding region: 1-1890 (629 amino acids)
Biological process (GO): membrane protein proteolysis
Cellular component (GO): cytoplasmic side of endoplasmic reticulum membrane; membrane; lumenal side of endoplasmic reticulum membrane
Molecular function (GO): aspartic endopeptidase activity, intramembrane cleaving
Source: RefSeq, a predicted model, not a curated record
AUGUCCGACGUCAGCCCCCUCGCGGAGGUGCUUGGACACGCCUGGUAUCACUUUGACCGCAUCAAGCCGCUCCUCCCCACGUACGGUCACCUACUCGUCUCUGCUCUAUUUCCCAUGUGGAUUGGGGCCCACGCAUCUCUAUCCAGACCCUCUUCGGCCGCAAAACCUCCCAAAAAGGACACCGAGACGGAAGAAUAUGAUACCGACGAUGACGAUGAGGGCGAGGACAAGGGUGGCCCGGUUCAGAAGAUGGAGGGACUCGAGCCCUCGGAUGCCUUGAUGUUCCCAUUAACGGCGGGUCUCACACUGGGCGGUCUAUACUUUGUAAUCAAAUGGCUGGAAGACCCGGCUAUUUUGAACAAGAUACUCAGUUUCUACUUCUCCCAGAUGGGCAUUUUCUUCGCUGUCGCUUUCCUGAAGGACGCUUUGUUGAUCCUGCGGUCACUCAUAUUUCCCAAGUACUAUCGCCACGGAGGAAAGAUUUGGAAGGUCAAGCAGUCCGAGCGCGUGUUCACAUCUUCGGGACAAGUUCGAUGCUCACCACUUCCUGGAAUAUUUGGUUCAAUCCCUUUGCCAUCCAAGGUUAUGUCUUUUGUCUGGAUGUGCCGCAAUGCCUCGUACCAGCGACUCAGAGUGAGGGCCCACAUCAAGAGCGUGCUGGAUGUCAAAGGCCUUGUGGGACUGCUUGACCUCUUCAGUGCAAUCUUCGCUCUCAUUGCCGUGGGCUACUUCGCAUUUGUUACUAAGCCUUGGUGGUUAACCAACUUCCUUGGUUUCAGCUUUUGCUAUGGUGCUCUACAGUUCAUGUCACCUUCGACCUUCUGGACAGGAACAUUAAUUCUGGGAUCUUUGUUCUUCUAUGACAUCUAUUUUGUCUUCUUCACCCCCAUGAUGGUGACUGUCGCCACAAAACUGGACGUUCCCAUCAAGCUUCUCUUUCCUCGUCCCCCGUCCCCAGGUCAAGAACCAGAUGCCGUGUCACUGGCCAUGCUGGGACUGGGAGACAUCGUUAUUCCGGGCAUGAUGGUCGGCCUGGCGCUGCGAUUUGACCUCUUUCUCUACUACUUCCGAAAGGGCGCUCAAAAGGCACGGGCAGAAGGAUCAAGUGAGGAGAAUAUCAUGCCCAAGUAUCAACGAUCCACUGGAUCGUGGGGAGAGCGAUUCUGGGCACCGUCAAUUGUGCCACGAGAACCCGAGUUCCAGCCUCCGUACUACGAUGCGCGAUCUUUCCCCAAGACAUACUUUAAAGCCAGCCUUGCUGGAUACGUCGUUGGCAUGGUCGCCACGCUUCUUGCAAUGCAAUAUUCAAACCACGCACAGCCUGCCCUUUUAUAUCUGGUCCCGGGAGUCCUGUCAUUCCUAUGGGGCACUGCUCUCCUUCGUGGGGAACUUAGUAUCUUGUGGAACUUCUCUGAUGCUGAAGAUGAAGAAGACGAGGAGGAAAACAAAGACGCAAAGGACUCUGAGAAGAAGGCGGAUGCUGACAAGAAAAAAGCCUCCCAGCCCAAGCAGAAGAGCCUCUUUAUGCGCAUCUUGUCUGGCGACUUGAAGGCGCUCACGUCAGGUGAUGAAGAUGCGGAAAAGGAAAAGAGCGGCAACUCAGAAAAGACAUUGGACAAAGUCGACGACAACAAAUCGGACGAGGUCGACGAGAACAAAAAGCCCGAGUCGGAUAAGACCCAGGACGAAGAGACACAAGCCGGAUUGGACUUGGUCUCGUUUUCAAUCUCCUAUCCCCGCAAGCCCCAAGCCAAAGUCGAUUCUGGCUCUGAGGAGAGCAAGAAAGGGGAGGGGAAUGGAACAGUGAGCAUUCCGGGAGUCGGCAGCUGGGAGGAUGAGCCGCCGCUGAAGAGGAGGCGUGGGACGCCUCGAAAGGCAUCCAUGCAUUAA